Molecule: messenger RNA, 1333 nt
Organism: Mercurialis annua (annual mercury)
Lineage: Eukaryota; Viridiplantae; Streptophyta; Magnoliopsida; Malpighiales; Euphorbiaceae
Product: F-box protein CPR1-like
Exons: 2
Coding region: 54-1283 (409 amino acids)
Molecular function (GO): protein binding
Source: RefSeq, a predicted model, not a curated record
CAUUUCAGAGUUUGCCCAUUACAUAUCUCUUCUAUUUCCAUUCAAUAGUAACAAUGUCAGAGAUACCAUUUGAUAUUAUGUGUCACAUACUAAAGCUCUUACCUGUUAAAUCUCUUCUUCGUUUCAGAUGCUUAUCAAAAACUUAUUGUUCUUUAAUUGACAGCCGCAAUUUCAUAAACCUCCAUCUCUUUCAAUCAAACUAUACAAACACCAAUCAAAGUCUCAUCACUUUUCGAACAAGUUUCCAAGAGGUUGAUAAAACGUAUAUGAUGGAUUUAGAUACUCCGGGCCAUCACCUAGUCGAAUGCGAUUACCCUUUCUCGAAGAGCUCUCUCAUUCCUGAUGAUUUUUGGGAUCACUUGAAAAAUUCUGUUAUAUUUGGUUCUUGCAAUGGCUUAAUCGCGUUGUAUCAUCCGCAAGAAGGAAUGUUACUCUGGAAUCCAUCCACCAAAAAGCACCAAAACGUACCUACUUUUUGGGGAUCCAGUGACAAAAUUCGUAGUUCUGAUUAUCUUCUUGAUGGAUUCGGCUAUGAUUCUGUCAGCGGCGAUUACAAGGUCAUCAGGAUUCGGACAAGGGACAGUGAGAGGCGAAAACGAUCCAGGGUUAUGAUUUAUAGUGUAAAACAUAACUGUUCAAGAAGGAUCGAGGAAUUCCCUUAUAACUUUAGCCGUUCUGUGAGUAAUAGAACGUGCGGGAUUCUCAUAGGUUCUUGUUUGCACUGGGUUGUUUCUGAUCCUGAUGAUUCUGAUGACCGGCUGAUCGUUGGUUUCAAUCUGGAAGACGAAAGAUACCGAGUUGUACCAAUUCCUGACAGUUUAAAGAAUUGCGGUAAUCGGCAUAUGGAACUAGGGGAAGUAGAAGGAUGCCUUAGUAUGAGUACGGACGAUGACGAUGGUGGCUUGUUCAUUGAGAUUUGGGUGAUGAAAGAAUACGGAAUGAAGGAAUCAUGGAGUAGAAUAUUUUCUGUACACAAACCGAAGCUAGAUUUGCAAGAUUAUCUACCAUCACGUGUUAAGCCAAUAGGGUAUUCAAAAACUUGUAACAGAGUCUUUAUGGACGUCCAUGGGUGUCGGUUCUGGGCGUAUGAUCUACAAGAGGAGGGAACAUCUCCGGUAGAUCAUCAAUCGGAAAAUCUCAGGUACUCAUGGAAUCGACUACCAUUUGGGCCCGACAACCAUCUCCGGAGGAUUGAGAUAUUAGGAGCAGGUGAUUUCUACGGCUGGGAUUAUUCAUUUAUCUAUGUAAAAAGUCUUGUUCCGGUCAAUUUUCGUGCUAAUUAAGAGCAAUGUUCAUUUUAAUUUGUUAAUGAAAAUAUUUUAUUUUGUUAUUA